CAGCCCCCCCAGUUAGUGUGAAAAAUGCUGUGCCUGCGAAAAGUUCUGCGAUCGGCUGCACUGCGUCAGCUUCGCUUUUUGAGUGGCAAGCCACAGGGCGAUGUCCUUCCCCAGAGCUGCGAUGUCCUGAUAAUCGGGGGCGGCGGUAUGGGCGCCUCUUCCGCGUUUUGGCUGAAAUCAAGGAUGCUGCAGCUUGGCAAAAAGCUUAAUGUCCUGGUGGUGGAACGGGAUGCCGGCUACACCAGUGCCUCCACCGUGCUAUCCGUAGGCGGAGUUCGCCAGCAGUUUUCCCUGGCGGAAAACAUAGAGAUGUCCCUUUUCGGCUACAACUUUGUGGUAAACGGCGAGAAGCAUUUGGGUGAUGUGGAUCUCUGUUACCAACCGAACGGCUACCUGAUCUUGGCCUCCUCAAAGGGAGCCCAUAUCCUGGCGCAGAACUCCAAGCUGCAGAACGAGUUGGGAGCCCGAAACGAGCUGCUCGGUCCGGUGGCCUUGCGUCGCAGAUUCCCAUGGCUGUCCACGGAGGACGUGGAGCUGGGUUGCCAUGGGAUCGACAAGGAGGGUUGGUUUGAUCCCUGGGCCCUGCUAAUGGGCUACAAGAAGAAAGCUCGUGCUCUGGGCGCCAAUUUCGCCAACGGCUCGGUGGUUGGCUUCGAGUGGGACGCCUCGGGUGCCCUUUCAGGAGCGGUGGUCGAUUCCGGAGACGGUGUCCAGCGCACGGUGAAGUUCGACACGUGCGUCCUGGCAGCGGGAGCCUAUUCGGGACAGGUGGCGCGACUGGCAGGCAUCGGUGAUCCGGCUGCAAAGGAGAGUUCCCUGAGCGUAGCUCUGCCUGUAGAACCCCGCAAGCGGUAUGUCUAUGUGUACAGCACUCAGGGACGGAACUGUCCGGGCGUGGCCACGCCUCUGACCGUCGACCCGGAUGGCACCUACUUCCGGCGCGAUGGUCUCUGCGGGAACUUCCUUUGCGGCCGCAGUCCCAACGAAGACGAGGAGCCCGAGUGCGAAACGCUGGACGUGGACCACGGCUACUUUGAAUCGAAUGUCUGGCCCACACUGGCGACCCGUGUGCCGGCCUUCGAGUCGGUGAAGAUCCAGAGCAGCUGGGCAGGCUACUACGACCACAACACAUUCGAUGCGAACGGCAUUAUCGGCCGACAUCCUCACUACAGCAAUCUCUUCAUAGCCGCCGGCUUCAGCGGUCACGGCAUCCAGCAGACUCCGGCCGUGGGUCGCGCCAUUUCCGAACUGAUCCUGGACGGCAAGUUCACCACGCUCGAUCUUUCGCGGCUCGGCUUCGAACGACUGGUGAACAAGCAGCCCAUGUUCGAGGUGAACAUCGUUUGAGAAGUU
Molecule: messenger RNA, 1353 nt
Organism: Drosophila takahashii
Lineage: Eukaryota; Metazoa; Arthropoda; Insecta; Diptera; Drosophilidae
Product: FAD-dependent oxidoreductase domain-containing protein 1
Biological process (GO): mitochondrial respiratory chain complex I assembly
Cellular component (GO): cytoplasm
Molecular function (GO): oxidoreductase activity
Source: RefSeq, a predicted model, not a curated record